Protobothrops mucrosquamatus (brown spotted pit viper) is the source of this 1808-nucleotide messenger RNA. RefSeq names its product GC-rich promoter binding protein 1 (gene GPBP1). Gene Ontology annotation, molecular function: DNA binding; RNA binding. Gene Ontology annotation, cellular component: nucleus. The transcript has 7 exons. The record is from RefSeq and is a predicted model, not a curated record. NCBI's taxonomy places the organism in Eukaryota, Metazoa, Chordata, Lepidosauria, Squamata, Viperidae. Gene Ontology annotation, biological process: positive regulation of DNA-templated transcription; DNA-templated transcription. The annotation marks the transcript as partial.
CAUCGCUGCUGCGGCUCGAAGCGGCGCCAUUUUGGGAUGGACUGACUGGUGCGAGGAGCUGUGCGCGCGGCGGGCGAGAAGAGGCGGCGGCAAAAGGACCUUUCAAAUUCGGGGGUCCCACUUUGUCUGGGAACUUUGCCGGUAAUUCUCUAGUUUUGAACGUCGGGGUUAUUUUUCAUUGCCUCCGAUUAAAUGAGGAAAAGCUUUUUCAAUUGAAAGGACAAUAUUUACUACCAUGGAGUCGAUCUGUUCGGUCACUUUCCACUUCGUGUUUUUCUGAAAUCUUCAGAACCUACUGUAAUCCGGAAAACUUACGAACUUUUGAAAAAUUUUCCCCUUUUCAUUGAAGACGCCUUGGACUAAUUUUUGUCCCUAUGGAAUGGAUAAUUAUAUAAACGUCUUAGGCUCGACAUUUCUUUCAAAAUUCUUUAUUUUUCAGUUCACAGAAUUCAGGAAAAAUUGAGAUUGACUUAUUUUGCCAAUUAUAUUUAGAAAUUAGAUGUAGCUUCUAAUUCUUCUCUUUUUGGUUAUAGUUGAUGGCAACUCUUAUUUAAAUUUUUAGGAGGAUUAAUAUUGCUGCUUGCAGUGAACCCUAUUUCCUACAUGAAGGCAAUGGACUUUAUUUUUCAUUUUCAUUUGUUUUUUAUAUAAAGAAGCAUUAUGGAAAUAUUGAGAUAGCUGCUGUGUGCACAUGCCUGAAUUAACUCUUAGAAAUGCUCCUCAUUUCAGAUGUGGAAUUUGUUCUGUUCUUUAUGUCAUAAAAGGAGUAUUUAUUUUUUUAUAGAGCUGAUGCUCAUUAUCGUGCAAAAUACAUGGAAUAGAAAAGUGAAGAAACUUCAGAAAACAAGCUACUAAAAUCAGACUUGUUUGCUUCAAGAAAUAACUUGGCCAGAGUCCUUAUAUGUGAACAAUGGGUAGCUGAUUUUGGAGAGUCAGCUGUUUGCUAUAGAUGUAGUACUAUUAAGAAGCUCAGGAUAUUUCAAGGGAAGAAAACCUGGAAAACAAAUUGUGAGAAGUCGAUGCCAAUCUCUGCAGUACUCUUGGAUUUUGUUUAUUUUCAACAGAAUCCAGUGCUACCUCAUAUAAGAUGGACAAAGCAAUCUAAUUCAGAAGUAUUGUCAUGAGGUGUUGAAGCCUUGUUUCAUUGAUUGGGAGACUGGACCUAAAUGGCGCAGCAUGACUUUGCUCCAGCCUGGCUUAAUUUUCCUACUCCACCACCACCAUCAAAGUCAUCAUUGAAUUUUGAGAAACAUUCCAGCACCUUUUCAUGGACAGAAAAUCGUUAUGAAGUUAAUCGUAGACGACAUAACUCUUCUGAUGGAUUGGAUCCUAGUUGUGGCCAUUCAAAUGGAGGGCAUUCAGGAAGAAAAGAAAGAAAUGGUUGGCGUUCACAAGGCAGAAAUGGAACAGAAAAUUUAAACUAUAGAGCAGGAUACCAUAAUGGAAGUUCACGUGCUCGCACCAGGAGCUUUCAGUCUGGUAAAAGCCAAGGGUCACAGGAAAACAAAGCAUCUGAAUGUGAGACUCUGAAAAAGACAGGCAAGGAAGAACCCAAACAAUUUGAAGCUGAAGAUUUUCCAUCCCUGAAUCCUGAACAUGAGAGAGAACCAAACCAGAAUAAAUCGUUAGCUGAAGGUGUUUGGGGUAAGAGCAUUAAGAUAUUAUUUUAUAUUAUACAAACCAUAUUAACUAAUUUCUUAGCAUGUGCCUCUGAAGUAAUACUUGUAACUUGGGAUUUUGGAUUGCAGUACUGCCUUAUGUUUAAAGUAAACAUUUCAUUGUACUGGAGUAGGUAUGCAUGUAUGUGU